GCGUGAGCUCCCUUCAGACUCUUGUCUUCCUCUCCCGCUGAGAAAAGGCACAAUGGCUGACGCUCCAGAGUCCAUCAACCACCACAACGCCCUUGUGGCUGACGAAAAGGGCCGGGACCUGUACGCCGAUGAGAAAGGCCAGGCCGUCUACUCCAACGAUGUCAACAGCUCCCAGGGCAGUGCUCCGGCCGACCUCGACGAGUACCCAGAUCCAGACAUUGGCAAGACCGAUGAAGAGCGUGCCAAACUUGACAAAGCCCUGGUACGGAAGAUGGACAAGUGGCUGAUUCCAUGGCUGUCGCUGCUGUAUCUCCUCUCCUUCCUAGACCGCACCAACAUCGGAAACGCCCGUGCCGCCAACAUCGAAAGGGACCUAAAAAUGGGAGGCCGCGAUUACAACCUGGCCUUGACAAUCUUCUUCAUUUCCUAUGCCGGAUUUGAGCCGCUGACCAACAUUGCCAUCAAGAAGUGGUCUCCUCGUGUUUUCUUCACCGUCAUCAUCCUGACUUGGGGUGCCAUUAUGACUCUCAUGGGUGUUGUCCACAACAAGGCGGGUCUGUUGGCUAGUCGCUUUUUCCUGGGUAUCGCUGAGGCUGGUCUGUUUCCCGGAGUCAACUACUAUCUCUCUUGUUGGUACAAGCGCCAGGAGCUUGGCUUCCGUGCUGCUCUUUUCUUUUCCGCAGCCGCUCUUGCCGGAUCUUUCGGUGGUCUCCUCGCUGCCGCCAUUACCGAAAUGGAUGGCGUCGCUGGUUAUGAAGGCUGGCGAUGGAUUUUCAUCAUCGAGGGUCUCAUGACGGUACUUGUUGGCAUAUUCUGCUGGUGGAUGACGUUCAAUUUCCCCGACACUGCCAGUUUCCUGACCGCGGACGAGAAGCUGCGCGCCAUGCGACGCCUCAAACUGGAUGGACAGUCUCGCGCCAAGGUGGGCGGUAUCGAUCGCCGCCACGUUAUUGCAGCCCUCAAGGAUUGGAAGACCUGGGGAUACUCAGUCAUCUACAUGGGCUGCCUUUGCCCGCUGUACUGCUUCUCCCUCUUCCUCCCAACCAUCCUUCUCGGUAUGGGUCACAAGGGUACCAAGGCUCAGCUCUUGUCCGUACCACCCUACGCCGUUGCCGCUACCUUGACUGUUAUUAUCGGAUAUAUUGCCGACAAGACCAAGCAGCGUGGAAUCUGUAAUCUGGUUGUAUCAGCCAUUGGGUGCGUCGGUUUCGCCAUGCUACUCGGCACAACCAAGCCGAAUGUCCAGUAUGCUGGUACCUUCCUCGGCGCCAUGGGCAUCUAUCCAACCGUCUCCAAUACCUUGACGUGGGCCUCUAACAACGUCGAAGGAUCGCUUAAGCGUGGUGUCAUGGUCGGCGUGGUUGUUGGCUGGGGUAACAUGAACGGUGUUGUGUCGUCCAACAUUUACAACCCCAAGGAGAAGCCGCAUUACCGCACCGGACACGGCAUCGUCUUGGGAUACAUGGCCUUGUUCUUGUUCGGCGGAACUCUCUUCAUGCACCUCGCCCUGAAGCGCGAGAACAAGUUGAGGAAGGAGGGCAAGCGCGACGAGUGGGUACAGGGCAAGACCGAGGAGGAGAUUGCCGAGAUGGGCGACGAGCGACCGGACUUUUACUACACUACCUAGUAGUUAUCAUCGUGUUUAGUUAGAAUUCUGUGUGCAGCCCGUCCUCGUCGAGCAGCUUUUCCGUGCUUUUCUUUGAGAUACCCGCGACAUUGGGGUAAUCUA
Exserohilum turcica Et28A is the source of this 1729-nucleotide messenger RNA. RefSeq lists its product as uncharacterized. Gene Ontology annotation, cellular component: membrane. Gene Ontology annotation, molecular function: transmembrane transporter activity. The transcript is spliced from 4 exons. NCBI's taxonomy places the organism in Eukaryota, Fungi, Ascomycota, Dothideomycetes, Pleosporales, Pleosporaceae. Gene Ontology annotation, biological process: transmembrane transport. Bases 53 to 1627 code for a protein of 524 amino acids. The record is from RefSeq and is a predicted model, not a curated record.